UCUUUCUUCCGCGGUAAAUAUUUUUCUCAGCUUGCAGUCACACACUCGCUCUCACUCUCGUUUUGUAUUUUACUCUUUCACAACAACACUUAGACACACACACACACACACACACACCAGACACUCACCACACACUCGCGCACAUAUAUUUAUGGAACCACAACAACCCGGACGCGAGAAACGGCUUUUCUCCUGGCGCAAAGCUUUCAAGCUAAUUACAGCGUCGGAUGAAGAUUCACUCCACUCAUCUGGUCUGGAUUCUGCCAACAGUGGCGAUGAUGCCGACCUCAUCCAAGGGAGAGAUCCCUCCUAUGACAUAGUUGACGAUGAUGAUGAGGAGGAAGUGGGGGUCUCCUCGCUCUGCACCCCGGAGGGAGGCAGAGGGGGAGGAAGGAGUCGGUCUCCAGCAAACAGAGGCUCCAGGUCAGAGACACUCCCUGGUGAUGCACCCGGAUGGAGAACCAAAAAGGAGCCUGACAUCUUGCCACAUCCCCUACCACAUUUUCUGCCCAAAAGGAGGACAGGUGUGCAGCCUCCUCUAUCACAGUAUGUGGACAAUCCCUCUCCAUCUGAGCUGUUGAGGAUGUACUUUCACCAGGCCGCCAUCAAAACACUGUGUGCCAACACCAAUAAAAAUGCAGCAAAAAUAUUGCUCAUCGUAGACAGGAACUGUCACAAGACCUAUCACAGCUCCCCUGGUGCUAUUGAAAAGAAGAUAUUUCAAGCAUCAGACAUCUGUGGACCGACGCAAUAAAGAUUUCCACUCUCCUGAGAGCAGAGAAAGAGGGUGAAUAAGGCAAGUGGACCCAGGCCAGAGGAUGACUCCUGUCUUGCAGAGUGUGAGGGGAGCCCCACACUGCUGUUGGAAACAUCUAACAUAUGAACACACAGUACAUACAGUGCACACACGCACGCACGCACGCACACACACACACACAC
Messenger RNA from Epinephelus fuscoguttatus (brown-marbled grouper), 939 nucleotides. RefSeq lists its product as uncharacterized. Bases 152 to 754 code for a protein of 200 amino acids. The transcript has 4 exons. The record is from RefSeq and is a predicted model, not a curated record. NCBI's taxonomy places the organism in Eukaryota, Metazoa, Chordata, Actinopteri, Perciformes, Serranidae.